Rhodotorula graminis WP1 is the source of this 1125-nucleotide messenger RNA. RefSeq lists its product as uncharacterized. Lineage: Eukaryota; Fungi; Basidiomycota; Microbotryomycetes; Sporidiobolales; Sporidiobolaceae. Bases 1 to 1119 code for a protein of 372 amino acids. The transcript is spliced from 4 exons. The record is from RefSeq and is a predicted model, not a curated record.
AUGGCUGUCCUGGCCUGCGGCUCAAACGCUUUCCGUCAACUCGCCGACUCGGACGACCCCUUCCUGCCUGACGCCGUCCAGCUCCCGGAGGCCGCCUCGCUCGCGGCCGCAAGCUGGUCGCAGAGCCUCCUCCGCACCUCGACAGGCGAGUUGCGCUGCUUCGGCCACCCGCUCGCUGGCGAGCUCCCUUCCUCGCACGUCGAGCGCUGGCUCGGCCACGACGAGCUUUGUGCGACACUCGCCGACGACGGCGUACUCUGCUUGCUGAGCGGGACCAAGGUCGCCGCCGACGUGGACGGCGCAGGCCUCAACGGACGAGGUGAGGUCCUCGUCGUACACAACACGUGCAAGCGCCCGAGGCCGGGCGUGGGUCCUCGAGAAUGGUCGCCGCGCCUGUACGAGUCGCUCGCGUCGGCUCGAGAUUCGGGCGACGGCGCCGGCAACGUCCUCUCGUGGCGGGACGCACCCGAGCCGGCCGCAGAUUCGCGCACGGCGACUACUCGGGACGUGCGCUCGAUCGAGGCGGGCGCGGCGCAUUUUCUCGUCCUCGUCGGCGGCGAGCAGUCGUCGCCGUCCUCGAGCGAGGUCUGGUCCUUUGGCGACUCGCGCUACGGCCAGGCCGGCCCCUUCCCGUCGCCCUCUCUCGUCGCCAACCCCUCCUCGACGACCACGUCUCGCUACGACCGCCCCUCGCUCCAGCACAUCGCCUUCUUCGACGGCCUGCACCCGGUCCAGGUCUCGUGCGGCGCGUUCCACUCGGCGGUCGUGACGGCGCACGGCGCCGCCUACCUGUUCGGCUCGAACAAGGCCGGUCAGCUCGGCGUGGGCGAGGGCGAGCCGGGAGGAGCCGAGCCGGUCCUGGUCGAGCUCGGCGAGGAGGACGAGGACGAGGUCGCUCAGGUCGCGUGCGGGGCGGCGCACACUGUGCUCCUCACCAAGAGCGGCCAAGUCUGGGUCACAGGAGCGAAUGACGACGGACAGCUCGGCCUCGGCGACACGACCUCGCGAUGGACCUGGACGCGCAACGUCGCCGUCGAGGCGGCUGCGAGGAGCGCUGGAGGCCGGCGGGUGGACCGAGUCGUCUGCUCGCGAGCGUCGACGUACUUCGAGUGCAAUUGAGCUCCC